AUGAGGUUAGCCGCAGAAAGGCAGAUGUACAGUCCUAUUGAAAACCUGUUGGAGCAGUUAAAGGAUAAGGACAAACAGCUGGCUGGGUUGAGGGAAAGGGUCCAAGGCCUCCAAACUGACUCCAGCAACACAGACACAGCGCUCUCCACUCUGGAGGAAGCCUUGUCAGAAAAGGAGCGUGUGAUUGAGAAUCUGCGCGAUCAGAAGGAACGUGAAGACAGGGUUCGCAUGGAGGAGCUGGAACUGAUGAGGAAGGAGAACCAGCUAUUAAAGGACAAACUUUCAGUACUGCAGCCCCUGAAACUGACUCAGAGUCAGCCUGCCAUCCCCGUCCUGACCACAAACCAGAAGCCUGAUGAAGAGGUAACAGCCAAAGUAGAUGGACCCCCAGCACGAAGCCCCACAACCCAAAACAUUGAAGAAGCAGUCCGGAAGUGUCCAGACAUCACAGACCGUCUGAGGCUUCUGGAGCAGGAAGUGGCUCGCAACAAAGAGGAUUCUGGGAAAUCACAAGUGGAGGUUGAGAGGCUAAUGAUGGCUCUGAGGGAUGCUGAAAUGGACAAAUUGCUCAAGGAGAAGAAAAUUGCUGACCUUGAGAGACCUGGGCAAGUCAAGUCCCCUAACAUCCAGAAGCAGACAGUGGCGGGUGAGAUGAGGAAAGAUGGCCUGAUUGAUGGACAUCCACACUCUUUAUCGCAGUUGGAGGAGCUGAUGGGGGCUUUAGAGAAGACACGUCAGGAGCUUGAUGCCACCAAGCUGCAUCUGUCCUCCACCCAGCAGUCCCUGCAUGAGAGAGACGGGCACCUCAACAGUCUUCGCCAUGAGCGACGGAAACAGCUGGAGGAGAUUCUGGAAAUGAAAAUAGGUCAGAGGCAGGGGUUUGGGGUCACUGAUGAUGAGGAUUAA
Molecule: messenger RNA, 906 nt
Organism: Notothenia coriiceps (black rockcod)
Lineage: Eukaryota; Metazoa; Chordata; Actinopteri; Perciformes; Nototheniidae
Product: ERC protein 2-like
Exons: 9
Coding region: 1-906 (301 amino acids)
Biological process (GO): regulation of synaptic plasticity; neuromuscular synaptic transmission; maintenance of presynaptic active zone structure
Cellular component (GO): cytoskeleton of presynaptic active zone
Molecular function (GO): structural constituent of presynaptic active zone
Source: RefSeq, a predicted model, not a curated record